AUGGGUGAGCGCCGGGACCUACAUGAACGGUUGCUCAAUCUCCCUCGCGACACUUUCUUCGUCUUUUCGCUCGUCGCGGCACAUCACGGGGAGGAUAACUACCUGCUGAUCAUCAGCGUCGACACAACUCUCAACGCACACGGCACGGAGAGCGCAACAUGCCUGAAGCGGCCCGUCAUGCCAUGGGCUUGCUUCCUACUUCAGUUGCGCAGAGUAACCCUGCUCCCGGCAACGGGGGCGCCGGCCAGACAACCGGUUUGGGGUCUUCACUCCACAGAGUCGACGGGUCUGCCCCCUGUCGACUCUACUUUACUUACGGACUAA
This is a messenger RNA of Micromonas commoda, 324 nucleotides long. RefSeq lists its product with no specific name. NCBI's taxonomy places the organism in Eukaryota, Viridiplantae, Chlorophyta, Mamiellophyceae, Mamiellales, Mamiellaceae. The transcript has 2 exons. The record is from RefSeq and is a predicted model, not a curated record. The coding region runs from base 1 to 324 and encodes 107 amino acids.